Messenger RNA from Fusarium redolens, 1206 nucleotides. RefSeq lists its product as uncharacterized. NCBI's taxonomy places the organism in Eukaryota, Fungi, Ascomycota, Sordariomycetes, Hypocreales, Nectriaceae. The coding region runs from base 292 to 1206 and encodes 304 amino acids. The record is from RefSeq and is a predicted model, not a curated record. The transcript has 2 exons.
AAGGCUUAUCUUCCAGGGACAAUAAGAGAGAAAAAAAAAAGAAAGAAAAAAAAGAAAAGAAAGUUUACCAUUUAACUAAAAAGCGAAAGCUAAGUAGGGGAAGGGAAACCUAGAAAGCAAGAAUCAGUCAAUCCACCAACAAACAUCAACAUCAUCUAUAAUAAUAUACAUCAUCGAAUCGACCACUUACGUACUUACCAUAUAUUAUUAUUAUUAUUAUUUAUAACAACAUAUAUUAUCUAUCAUUACACCCUACCUCGCUAUCAUUCGCACUGUCAAACAUAUACAAUUAUGGGUCUCGACAGCUUCACCUAUGAUCCCGACCACCGGGUCGUAGUCUGCCGGCCCUGCGGCACAUGUCUGAUUCCGAGACCGAAGAGCUGGAAGAGCCACCUGCGGGCGAAGCCGCAUCGUAUGAGAGGUGACGAGCUAAGGCUGACCAUCGAGCAGCUGUCGAGCUACCCCCUACGCCCAGUCGACGAGCUACGGCAGUGGAGGGUUGAUAGGAAGCGGCCAUGUCGACCAAUAGAGGGGCUUACCGUUUACGAAGGGUACAUCUGCUGCACUGAUGCCGAGUGCGACUACUGCACACGCCGCAUCGAAAAGAUGCACGACCAUAUGCCAGCGCAUGGCAAGAGAGCCUCACAGUACACCGACGAUAGACCCCUCUGGAGAUCGUGCCGUCUACAAACAUAUUUCACCGCAAAGGGGCUUAUCGACUACUUCGUCAUCGACGAUCCUUCAACAUCACCAAGGAUAGGAGCAGCAGGAGCAGCAGGGGCGGUAUCGGAACCACCAACACCGGGGAGUUCACUACUUAUAUCUCCGUCGUCGCAGGAAGAAGGGAAGCUGUUUGAGGACCUAAAAGCAGACAUCAUCCAAGCUUCGCGCGAUCUCGAAGAGAAGGCCAGUAUAGUUGAAGGAAUCGAUGAGUCGCGAGCAGAUCGGGUGCCCUGGCUCAUCCAUACCGGGUUUCCCACACAUCUACGGGGACUUCGUGACACCGAGAUUCUAUCGUCAUAUGCCCUGCCGAGAAGCAUAGACCCGCUAGACGACGGUAUCUGUAGUGAGGACGACGAGGACGAUGACGACCACAACGAUGACGAGAAUAAGGGAGACGGCACAGGUCGAGCCGCUACAGACCUACUCAAGGAUUCUAGUCAGGAACGGGGCCCGCUCCAGGUUUUAGACCAAUCAGAACUCUAA